AUGACUACAGCAAGAUACAGACCUACCUGGGACUUGGUACUUGACCCAUUAGUGUCCUGCAAGCUCUGCCUUGGUGAAUAUCCUGUGGAGCAGAUGACAACAAUAGCACAAUGCCAAUGCAUCUUCUGUACCCUGUGCCUAAAACAGUAUGUGGAACUUUUGAUCAAAGAAGGUCUAGAAACAGCAAUCAGCUGCCCUGAUGCUGCCUGCCCAAAGCGAGGGCAUCUGCAAGAAAAUGAGAUUGAGUGCAUGGUUGCAUCAGAAAUCAUGCAAAGGUAUAAGAAGCUACAGUUUGAAAGAGAAGUGCUUUUGGAUCCGUGUCGGACUUGGUGUCCAUCCUCUACUUGCCAGGCAGUUUGCCAGCUCCAGGAAUCAAGCCCACAGGAUCCCCAGCUGGUCCAGUGCAAAGCGUGCGACAUUGAGUUCUGCUCUGCUUGCAAAUCUAAUUGGCAUCCAGGUCAAGGCUGUCAAGAGAACAUGCCAAUCUCUUUUCUUCCAGGAGAAACAAGUUCAGGUUUUAAAAUGGAAGAUGAUGAUGCUCCAAUCAAACGCUGUCCAAAGUGUAAAGUUUACAUUGAACGAGAUGAAGGCUGUGCCCAAAUGAUGUGUAAGAACUGCAAACAUGCCUUUUGCUGGUACUGUCUGGAAUCUCUUGAUGAUGAUUUUCUCCUUAUACAUUAUGACAAAGGACCUUGUCGAAACAAGCUGGGACACUCCAGGGCAUCUGUUAUCUGGCACAGGACACAGGUUGUAGGAAUUUUUGCAGGAUUUGGUCUUCUGCUUUUGGUGGCCUCCCCUUUCCUUCUACUUGCUACACCAUUUGUUCUGUGCUGCAAGUGCAAAUGUAAUAAAGGAGAUGAUGACCCUCUGCCUACCUAGACUGAAAGAAGAUUGGACUCAUCACAACAUAUAUUUUGAUUUUAUUGUUACUGUUGAUAUUUCCCUCUUGCACUUACAUUGUUGUAGCCUUACUUGUCCCAUUCUGCUUUUCAUUGACACACAGUCUUGGUUGCAGGAACUGUUGUUACUACUGUUGUAUAGAUCAUUUGAUAAUAGAAAAGGAGGAUAAUAGAAGGAAAGUUUGGUGCUAAAGAGAGACCACAGACCUGGGUAGCUAUCUGAAAUGAAGAUGUGAUACUACUUAAAAUAAUGCAAAAAGUUGGUGCUGCCCUGCUGAUGGACUGGGAACUG
This is a messenger RNA of Acanthisitta chloris (rifleman), 1191 nucleotides long. RefSeq names its product ring finger protein 144A (gene RNF144A). Gene Ontology annotation, cellular component: Golgi apparatus; ubiquitin ligase complex; cytoplasm. The record is from RefSeq and is a predicted model, not a curated record. Bases 1 to 879 code for a protein of 292 amino acids. Gene Ontology annotation, molecular function: ubiquitin protein ligase activity; ubiquitin conjugating enzyme binding; zinc ion binding. Gene Ontology annotation, biological process: ubiquitin-dependent protein catabolic process; positive regulation of proteasomal ubiquitin-dependent protein catabolic process; protein polyubiquitination. Lineage: Eukaryota; Metazoa; Chordata; Aves; Passeriformes; Acanthisittidae. The transcript has 7 exons.